AACUUUCUUCUUAACUGAUUACCGACUUUUUCCCGCCAUAUUUUUCACAGAAGAAUCGAAGAAACGAGUUGAAUCAAUGGAGUCGACUGUUGCAGAAGAAGUUUCAGAGAGCCCUAUGGCCCAAGAAGAAGUCAAGAACGAAGCGACCAUCAUCGCCGGCGACGAUGGCAACAUGGAGAACGGCAAGAACCCAGUAUUAGUCGCUGUAGUUGCCACUGCCGAGGUGGCUUCCAUCAUUUCUCCUGCGAAAACUGUCGAGUCGCCACAAGAGAUCAAGAAUAUGAAGAAUGAAAAGAAGAAGAAGCAGAAGAAGGAGGUCCAAGUUUCCAAUACCAAGAAACCCUUCAUCUUUUAUCUCAAUCGUGCUAAGAGGUACAUAAAUGAGUUCAAUGAAGUUGAGCUUUGCGGCUUAGGAAUGGCUAUUCCAACUGUUGUCACUAUAGCUGAGAUCCUCAAGCGAAAUGGAUUCGCAAUCCAAAAAGGGAUAAUGACAUCAACUGUACUCAGCACCCAGGAGGAUCGAAAGGGCCGUCAGAUUGAGAAAGCUAAGAUUGAGAUUGUGCUGGGAAAAGCUGAGAAAUUUGGUGCCAUGAAUGCAGUUGUAACCCCAACGAAAGCUGCUGAUUAGAAGGCAUAGAUAUUAAAGAAAAGCAGUAGCAUUGGGAAUUAACUACUUGUAUUGCAUCAUGGAUGAUCUUUCCAUGAAGUAGGAGAUAGUGGAACUACCUUUCUGUCUGUUUUUUUCUUCUUUUAUCAGUCUUUU
Gossypium raimondii (Peruvian cotton) is the source of this 763-nucleotide messenger RNA. RefSeq lists its product as uncharacterized. The transcript has 5 exons. Lineage: Eukaryota; Viridiplantae; Streptophyta; Magnoliopsida; Malvales; Malvaceae. Gene Ontology annotation, molecular function: RNA binding. The record is from RefSeq and is a predicted model, not a curated record. Gene Ontology annotation, cellular component: nucleus. The coding region runs from base 77 to 628 and encodes 183 amino acids.